AUGGUGCUCACCCUUGGUAUCGUCCUCCUCGCGUUCGCCGCAUUCUGCGGGGCGAAGGACACAGCCCCAUCUGAAGCCCAGAGGCUCGCCGUCAUCUUUGAAAAGAGCAAGAUCACUGACACUGUUCUCACAACUGUCUAUGACAUUGAGGAUAACGACAAGAAGUUUCACUGCGCAGCUUGCAGCAACAAGCUUACCAUCUCGGAUCUCAAGCUCGACGUCGAGUUCAACGUUGAUGACUACGGCCAUGGAACGCUCCGUGUGAGCGAGUCUGAGUUCGUUGUGGAUGCGACUUCUAAGGUUAUCAGUGGUAUCAGCUGCUCCACGAGCUAUAGCAAGUCUCAUGUCAGGGCCGAGUGCGUGCUGCCGCUCGACUCUCACCACAAGCCUCUCGGCCGUCCUUUCCGGCCUCAUGACGCGGUGGAUCAUCUUUACCACCCUCACCGUCCUCACCACCUCGAACGCCCUCAUCAUCCCCAUCACCCUCACUUUCGCUACAGGGUAGGACCUCAACUGACGGAUAAAUUGCCAAAACACACUGGAUAUGUCCCCAUCCACCAGCAAGUUGAGCGACCGUACCCAGUGAAGCCUGAUCCCAUUCCCCAUCCCGUGGAUGACAGCGAGGACACCCGGCCAUAUUCCCACCGACCAGGACGGGGAAGUUCGGAACCGCCCAAGACGUAUCCUACCAUCUCUAAGAGAGGAGAAAUGCCAUGUGAGUGGGCUCGGCCGUGCGGGAAGGUCUGA
Fusarium falciforme is the source of this 747-nucleotide messenger RNA. RefSeq lists its product as hypothetical. The record is from RefSeq and is a predicted model, not a curated record. Lineage: Eukaryota; Fungi; Ascomycota; Sordariomycetes; Hypocreales; Nectriaceae. The transcript is spliced from 3 exons. The coding region runs from base 1 to 747 and encodes 248 amino acids.